GUCAAAAACACCUAACCUAAAAUAUUACGAAUCACAAUAUCACAAUGUUUUGGUAAACAUUUAAUGAAAUAUUGCGUUAUUUGAGUUAUUUAAACAGAAAUUAUGGCCAAACAGUACGGUUUAAGCUUCCCCAAAAAGAACAUCGGACACCAAAUCGGUCAAGUAUCCACUGCGAAACCAUCGAUAUUCGACGAAGACUCCGAUCAGGAGGAACAAGUGGCUCGACCUACUGGCAUUAGCGUCAUUAAAAGACAAGACUUAAUAAAUCAAGAGAAAGCCGUGGCUGAUGAUCCCACUGUUUACCAAUACGAUGAAGUCUACGAAGAAAUCGAGAAGAAACGCCAAGAAUCCAAACUCGCUCGAAAAGAUUUAGACAAGAAACCCAAAUACGUUAGUAAACUACUAGCAGCAGCCGAUAAGAGGAAAAGAGAACACGAACGAAGGAUCGAAAGACAAGUCCAAAGAGAGAGGGAAGAGGAAGGCGACGCUUUUAAAGAUAAAGAAUCGUUUGUAACUCCUUCUUAUAAGAAAAAAUUAGAAGAGAUGAAACUGCUUGAUGAACAGGAAAAAAGGGAGCAAUAUUUGGAAAGUAUCGGGGAUGUAAGGAAACAAGGCAAUCUGGAUGGAUUCUACAGACACUUGUAUGAUCAGAAGGUGAAUUUUGAGGAGACUCCAAUUAAAACUGAAGUAAUCGAGGAAAAUAAAGAGGACGAGAUUGAUCAAGAUAACAUUGAAGAUAAACCGAAAAAGUCGAUUAAAGAAAGAAAGUAUAGAUCAAAGAGGAAUUCGGAAGAUGCUAGUAACAGCGAAGAAGAGCCGGAAAUCAAAAUGGAACAUUUACCAUCCAAUUUAGAUGCCGAUUCUGAUUUUAGUAUAGAUUCUUCAGAUAGCGAAGAAGAAGGAAGUAAAGAAAAAACGGAUAAAGUUGAUGUUAAAAAGGAAGAAACUGCUACUAAAGAGCCUACAACAGAAACACCAAUUACAAACGAUGAGCCUGUCAAAACUGAUGAGAAUAUCGUAAAAAUAGAAAAAGUAGAAGAAGUUAAACCGAAAAUCAAGAAAUUAAAAACCGAUAUUUGGAAAAAACGGACAGUUGGAGAAAAAUUCGACGAGGCGCUGAAGAGGUACAUGGAAAGAAAAGCAUUAAGAGAAAUGGGUCAAUAAUUCUAUUAAUAAAAACAU
Molecule: messenger RNA, 1182 nt
Organism: Phyllotreta striolata
Lineage: Eukaryota; Metazoa; Arthropoda; Insecta; Coleoptera; Chrysomelidae
Source: the annotation of a GenBank genome assembly